UCCUCCUCCCGCUCCGGCUCGCUCGCGCUCCGGCGCCGGCUCCGGCUCCUCCCGGCCGCCCGGGGCCAAGGCGACGUGAGGUUGUAAAAAUCCAUGUGGGACGGCCCCGGGGCGAGCAUCGGAAAGAUCUCUGAUUAGAGUCAUUUCCUGGUACAGAAUAUGAAAAGAAUGCAGUGAAAAUUCUGGCCAACAGUGGAAAUAUUGGCUUAAUCUCCAACUUAGUAUAAUAUUUCUUCUCCUAAGCAGCACCUCAUAAUAGAAGAAAAAUGUAUGGAAGCGCAAGAACAAUCACCAAUCUGGAAGGGAGUCCUUCCAGAUCUCCUCGUUUGCCAAGAUCUCCUCGUUUGGGCCAUCGAAGAACAAGCAGUGGGGGAGGUGGGGGAACGGGUAAGACUCUGUCCAUGGAGAAUAUUCAGUCUCUUAAUGCAGCCUAUGCUACAUCUGGACCCAUGUAUCUGAGUGAUCAUGAGGGGGUGGCUUCGACAACUUACCCAAAGGGCACCAUGACCCUGGGGAGGGCCACAAAUAGAGCUGUGUACGGAGGCCGAGUCACAGCCAUGGGGAGUAGUCCCAAUAUUGCUUCCGCUGGACUUUCCCACACAGAUGUCCUUUCUUAUACGGAUCAACAUGGUGGUCUGACCAGCUCGUCCCAUCAUCACCACCAUCAAGUCCCCUCCAUGUUGAGGCAAGUUAGAGAUAGCACAAUGUUAGACCUUCAGGCCCAGCUCAAGGAACUUCAGAGAGAGAAUGACUUCCUUCGGAAAGAGCUAGACAUCAAGGACAGCAAGUUGGGAUCUUCCAUGAACAGUAUCAAAACCUUCUGGAGUCCUGAGCUCAAGAAGGAAAGAGUCUUGAGGAAAGAAGAGGCAGCCCGGAUGUCCGUCCUCAAGGAGCAGAUGAGGGUUUCCCAUGAAGAAAAUCAGUUACUGGAUGCCAGAAGAACCAAGCACCUGCAGUUGACAAUCCAGGCCCUUCAGGAUGAGCUGCGCACCCAGAGAGACCUCAACCACCUUCUGCAGCAGGAGAGUGGCAACCGAGGCGCCGAGCACUUCACCAUCGAGCUGACGGAGGAGAACUUCCGGCGGCUGCAAGCUGAGCAUGACAGGCAGGCGAAGGAGCUCUUCCUCCUGAGGAAGACUUUGGAGGAGAUGGAGCUGAGAAUCGAAACGCAGAAACAGACCCUUAAUGCUCGGGAUGAGUCGAUUAAAAAGCUUCUGGAGAUGUUGCAAAGUAAAGGCUUGCCGUCCAAAAGUCUAGAGGAUGACAAUGAACGGACACGGCGCAUGGCAGAGGCUGAGUCUCAAGUCAGCCACUUAGAAGUGAUUUUAGACCAGAAAGAGAAGGAAAACAUACAUCUUAGAGAGGAAUUGCACCGAAGAAGCCAACUUCAGCAGGAGCCGGCAAAGACGAAGGCGCUCCAGACUGUCAUCGAAAUGAAGGACACAAAAAUUGCUUCAUUGGAGCGAAACAUAAGGGACCUGGAGGAUGAGAUCCAGAUGUUAAAAGCCAAUGGUGUGCUGAACACUGAGGACCGUGAAGAAGAGAUCAAACAAAUAGAGGUUUACAAAAGUCACUCCAAGUUCAUGAAAACGAAGAUUGAUCAGCUGAAGCAGGAACUUUCAAAGAAGGAGUCAGAACUUCUUGCCUUACAAACAAAGCUUGAAACCCUUAGCAAUCAAAAUUCAGAUUGCAAGCAACACAUUGAAGUGCUUAAAGAGUCGCUUACUGCCAAAGAACAGAGGGCCGCCAUUCUUCAGACCGAGGUAGAUGCGCUGAGAUUACGAUUGGAAGAGAAAGAAUCUUUUCUCAAUAAAAAAACAAAACAGCUGCAGGACCUCACGGAAGAGAAGGGGACACUGGCUGGAGAGAUUCGUGACAUGAAGGAUAUGUUAGAAGUGAAGGAACGAAAAAUCAACGUUCUUCAGAAAAAGAUUGAAAACUUGCAAGAACAACUUAGGGAUAAAGACAAGCAACUGACCAACCUGAAAGACAGAGUGAAGUCCUUGCAGACGGAUUCCAGUAAUACAGACACUGCCCUGGCGACGCUCGAGGAAGCUUUGUCAGAGAAGGAAAGAAUAAUUGAGCGUUUGAAAGAACAGCGGGAGAGAGAUGAUCGGGAAAGACUAGAAGAGAUAGAAUCCUUCCGAAAAGAGAACAAAGACCUGAAAGAGAAGGUCAAUGCUUUACAAGCUGAACUGACUGAAAAAGAGUCUAGUUUAAUAGACCUCAAGGAACAUGCAUCUUCAUUAGCCUCAGCAGGGCUGAAAAGGGACUCCAAAUUAAAAUCUCUAGAAAUAGCCAUUGAACAAAAGAAAGAAGAAUGUAGCAAAUUGGAAGCACAGUUAAAAAAGCAAGCUGAGCAGUUGUUCAAUCAGAUGUACAACCCAGCUCAUAAUAUUGAAGAUGACUCCAGGAUGAAUCCCGAGUUUGCAGACCGAAUAAAACAGCUCGAUAAAGAGGCAUCUUACUACCGCGAUGAGUGUGGCAAGGCCCAAGCGGAAGUCGACCGGUUGCUGGAGAUCCUCAAGGAGGUGGAAAAUGAGAAGAAUGACAAGGACAAGAAGAUCGCGGAACUUGAGAGCUUGACUCUCAGGCAUAUGAAGGAUCAGAAUAAGAAGGUGGCCAACCUCAAGCACAAUCAACAGCUGGAAAAGAAGAAGAACGCUCAGUUACUGGAAGAAGUCCGCAGGCGAGAAGACAGCAUGGCCGACAACUCACAGCACUUGCAGAUAGAGGAGCUGAUGAAUGCACUGGAGAAGACCAGACAGGAACUGGACACCACCAAGGCACGCCUCGCCUCCACACAGCAAUCCCUGGCUGAAAAAGAAGCACACUUGGCCAACCUCCGAAUAGAAAGGAGGAAACAGCUAGAGGAGAUCCUGGAGAUGAAACAGGAAGCACUACUUGCGGCAAUCAGUGAAAAAGAUGCAAACAUUGCCUUGCUGGAAUUGUCUGCCUCCAAAAAGAAAAAGACGCAGGAAGAAGUCAUGGCCCUCAAGCGGGAAAAAGAUCGACUAGUGCACCAGUUAAAGCAGCAGGUUUAUAGACCUAGGAAACAGCCCCUGAGCUCGAAUAUACCAUGCACUUGUGAUGCUUGCUACAGCCCAGAUAUUACGGCCAAGUACCACGGGUCCAGCUACGAUGCAUACAUGAUCCAAAGGUCUCAGACCCAGAACAGAAUGAAGCUGAUAGCGGACAACUACGAUGAGGACCACUACCACCACCACCACCACCACCACCACCACCACCGAUCUCCUGGGAGGUCGCAGCAUUCCAAUCACAGGCCCUCUCCCGACCAGAUGACCCAGCUCUGUUGGAGGCCCGGAGGCUCAGUCCAAUCUCAUGCUGUACACUGAUCACCUGUCCAACCUUUGCCUAGAGUGGGAGCCCCCAGUUCCUUCAAGAGAUCCAACUUUACCUGUCUGUAAAGAAGAAGCGGAGGAGGGAGACAGCGGGAGGAUCCGGUGGCAGUGUCACACCAGAGCAGCUAUCCGAAGGGCUGACUAAAGGGAAAAUGCAGCUCUGCAGCAAUAUUCUGAUAAUCUAUUGCAGUGCGGUUCACAUCACUGUCCAUCGCCACCUGGAAUGCUCAUCAGGACCGAAGAGGAGUCUCACUUUCAUUACUGAGCACGAUUCAGUUCGACUUGGUAUUUCCUUCGUCAUCUCAUGUCAUUUCUUAUGUUGGAAAGGAAGAAUGUGGCAAAGGAGAAAAAUGAUAAAUCCUCCAUUUUUUUUUGGUCAGGAUUUGGGCAGUUAAAAUUUGAUCAUCUCUUCUGAAUGUCAUUAUUUGAUAACAUUUUAUUUAUGUUACUUACACAUCAUCAUUGGAUCGACUUGAACUCCGUGGGAAUUAACUGUGGAUUCAGCUUCUGUCGGACAACAAGCUUCAUCUCCAGUUUUUCUGCUGGUUCAGUCUAAGUGGUCAUUCCUAAUGCAUUAGAUUAUCAAAAAGUAUGAAUUCUGUGAGUGAGUGGUGUUGGCGGUAUUUGUAGACCAAGAUGCAUGGAGAGUUCGACAAAGAAACCAAAACACCAAAAAUGGCAAGCCUUUACCCUCCUCUAUUUCUUUAAUCCGCUCUUUGAAGAACCACAUUUUGAUGGUGUAACCAGUAGUUACCUCUGGGCCAGGUUGGAAAUGAAAUCAAUUUUUUAAACCACUAAUACUUGCCAAGAAAUCGCCUUAUGAGAACGUGGUGUGUGUCUCUGACAAUGCAUGGCACAUCUAAAUUGAUCGUUCAUAAUUUUAUCUGCCCUGUUUUCGUAUUGGAGAGUGGCAAAAGCCUGAGGCGCCUGCAUUUAUCUGUUCCAUGUGCUCCGUGCAUCCUCAGGCUCUUACCGUUCCCAUACGUACAGGUCUCCAUAAAGAUGCUGGGACUCAUUCACAUUUCAAGAUCCAAAUGCUGUGCAAACAGUGUAAGCUUAGACAUGUAAAUGAAAGGUCAUUUCUCAAGUUUCUUUUAAAAUGUCUCCAACAUAGAUUCCAACGCAUUUUUAGCAUCAAACAUGAAAACAUUGAUGAAUGAGGAAUAAUCACAAAAGCUGUGUAUCUGUAUAUAGCUCUACACAACAUGUUUGUGGAUACAGUCAUUAUUUAAAGCACAUGCCAGGGGAAAAGACCGAAUUUUGAGGUCUUGUACAUACAGUGACAUGGUACUAAGGAGAAUUAAACUCCUACUGCUUCCUCUGAAGAUUAAAAAAAUAAUCAUAAAGUGUUAUAUCGUCAUAAAACUCAUGACCAAGUCUGGCAAACAUGUGCAACUCUUGUAUUGAUCCAUUUUCUUGUCAAUGGAAGAAACCCUUCCACGUGUAUGCAAGUGGGAGAUGAAAAUCUGCAUUUUUAAAGGACAAACAGUGAAUUUAAGCAUGAGUGGCCUUAAUAAAUAUAGUUGUCUUUCUUUGCUGCUGUGGAAAGGAUUCUAAACAGAUGAUCCUGAAGUCUUGCAUUGAAUUCAGUCAUUAUUAUUGCUUUUUAAAAUGUUGGUGCACUUAACUCUGGACCUCUCCCGUGAGCCAUAGAGAUAUUUAAAAGUCAGACACCUUAUUUUUCGGGAAAGAUGAAGCUGUGUAUGAAGUGCACUGUUCAUCCUUGGUGCAUUAAGGUAAAAUAGUUCAAGCAGGUUUCUUGCUUCUGGCUUUGUUCUUGUCGUAAGUAUAGCAAGCUAUGUAAAGCUUACGUGUUGCGUAAACCAUUCAAAUACAUUCGUGUUUAAAAGUUUGUCCUUUAAUUAUCAAAGGGAUCUAGGUCUUGACUGGAAAAAUGAGCAGAGUUCUUUGCAAGCGUAUUUAGCACAUUUUGACACAAUGUCACACUGAAAACCCAGGCCACAAAGGUACCCCCAUGAACAGUUUGGGUGUCCUUAAAUAGGCAGCACUCACUGCCUCCGACAGCCAAGUCCUGACCUGAACUCUGCAACUGAAUACUUGAAGUAGGAAGUAGGAAAUCCACUAGGGAUAAUAGGGUCCUCGAAACAGAAAAAUUAACCACCUGUGUAUAGUUAGCUAUUUCUAAGUAUGUGCCAAUUUAGUCACAAGUAUUGUUUGGGGGAUCAUUUCUUUGCCCCGCUUUUGUUGGUUAAAAAUAUUAUUGACCUUACCUUUAUGGGGGCAUAUCAUUUCGUCCCUGAAAAAUUAAAUUUGAACAUAGUACACCUCUUCCCAUUUCAUAUGUAAUAUUCUCUGCUGUUUGGGAGUUACAUAAAAUUCCCUUUUCACAUAUUAAAAAUAGUCUCUGGGUUUACAACGAACACUGUGAUGUUGGGACGAUAUUUCUUUCGCUCAAACUUGAGCAGCUUCCCCUCUAAUCAUAAGUUGGGAAAAAAAAGAAGUUGAGGCUAACAUUUGGGAGCAGUUGGUGUUCUUGCUUUGUGCAAAAGCAGGCUUAUACUUUAUACCUGAUUUGAUUUCGAUGUACAGUCUCGAUUUUGUAUUUAAUGAUUUUUGUGUAUCCAGUAUGCACGUUAACAGCGUGUCAACUUUCAUUUGAAAGUGGGUUUCAAUUUACUUUUUAAACAGUGUUUAUGACGAGACCUCAAAUGUGUUGACAGAAGCUCUAUCUGAGAUGUUUUUGUGUCGAGUGGCGUUUGAAUGCUGCCAGGGGUCAGUGUAUCUAAUUCCCAGAGACCCUCGUUUGAUAGUGCUUCUUGUAAUAUUUCUUCAAGUGAGUGGCAUGUGGUUUGUGAUAUUGACCAUGUGAUUAUGGACUUCGAUAUGAAACACAUAAAUAAAACUAAGGAACCCUCAGAAACUACCAGUGGGCAUGUAUUAGCCAGUCAUUGUAACCUCGUGUCUAGUAGAAGUACAAUGUACAAGAUAUGUACAGUUCAUAAAUUUGUUAUCCUGUGUAUGAGAAGUUCUUUGUGCUGGUCACCUUAUUUAUAUUCAUCAAAUAAACUCUGUUUCUUUCUGAA
Rhinolophus ferrumequinum (greater horseshoe bat) is the source of this 6406-nucleotide messenger RNA. RefSeq names its product ELKS/RAB6-interacting/CAST family member 2 (gene ERC2). Lineage: Eukaryota; Metazoa; Chordata; Mammalia; Chiroptera; Rhinolophidae. Gene Ontology annotation, cellular component: cytoskeleton of presynaptic active zone. The coding region runs from base 267 to 3356 and encodes 1029 amino acids. The transcript has 21 exons. Gene Ontology annotation, molecular function: structural constituent of presynaptic active zone. Gene Ontology annotation, biological process: maintenance of presynaptic active zone structure; neuromuscular synaptic transmission; regulation of synaptic plasticity. The record is from RefSeq and is a predicted model, not a curated record.